CCAGGUGCGGAUAAGGGGAGGUGAAGGGGAGGGAGGACACGGAGGGGGAGAGGGGGUGAGAGAGGAGGUGACUCUCCGGCAGCAUUUAGACACAACGAAAGGAUCAUGGCGGAUGGCCCCAGGUGUAAGCGCAGAAAGCAGGCGAACCCGAGAAGGAACAACGUGACCAACUACAAUAAUGUGGUGGAGGCUGGCACAGACUCAGACGAUGAGGACAAGUUGCACAUCGUGGAGGAGGAAGGCAGCCUGGCGGAUGGGGCGGACUGUGACAGCACCCUACCAGACGACGAGCACCCCAGGGAGCACUGGGACCGAGUGAAAGAAGACUGCGUGUCAGACGGCGAGGAUGACGUGAGCACGGACGCCUUGGUGGAGGAGAUGCUUCAACAAGGUGACACAGCCGUCAUUUACCCAGAAGCCCCGGAGGAGGAGCUGCAACGCCACGGCACCCCCGACGCAAGCAUUCACGAUGAAAACGGAACUCCCGAUUCCUUCUCUCAGCUGCUCACCUGUCCCUACUGUUCAAGGGGCUACAAACGUUACAGCUCCCUCAAGGAGCACAUCAAGUAUCGGCACGAGAAGACCGAAGAAUGCUUCAGCUGCCCCGAGUGCAGCUACACUUUUGCACAUCGCGCACAACUGGAGAGACACAUGACGGCCCACAAGCCGGGAAGGGAUCAGAGACACAUCACACAGUCGGGAGGCAAUCGCAAAUUCAAGUGCACUGAAUGUGGCAAAGCGUUUAAAUAUAAGCACCAUCUCAAGGAGCACCUACGCAUUCACAGUGGAGAAAAACCCUACGAGUGCUCCAACUGCAAGAAGCGGUUCUCCCAUUCAGGCUCCUACAGCUCGCACAUCAGCAGCAAGAAGUGCAUCAGCCUCAUCGCGGUCAACGGCAGACAGCGAGUGGGCAACAGCAAAGCCCAGACCCAGGCUCAGACUCCAAUCCUUCCCACGUCGCCCUCUGUCCUGCGCACGCAGAUUCGAGAGAAGCUGGAGCACAGCAAGCCCCUCCAGGAGCAGCUGCCCCUCAACCAGAUCAAAAGCGAGCCUAUGGACUAUGAAUACAAACCCACGGUGAUGACCUCCCCAGCUCUGGCUAGCGUGAACGGCGGCGUUUACAGCGGAGGGGCCGCGGCCCCUCUGCAGGGCACGGUGCAAGCUGUCGUCCUGCCCAACGUGGGACUGGUGUCGCCCAUCAGCAUCAAUAUAGCGGACCUGCAGAACGCCCUCAAAGUGGCCGUGGACGGGAACGUUAUUCGCCAAGUCCUGGAGAGCAACGCCAAAGGCCAGGGUCAGGCCAGCUUGGGGUUAACCACUGGAACGCUCCACCCCUCCCAGCAGCAGCUCAUCUCAGCCAUCACUUUGCCUAUCGUGGGCCAGGACGGAAACGCAAAAAUCAUCAUCAACUACAAUUUGGACCCCACCCAGGGCCAGCUCACGGCGCAAAACCUUAAGAAAGAGCACGAGCCCUUCUCGGCGGCUCCGCCAACCGCAGAGUCUUUCAAGUGUCAGAAACUCCCCGAAGAUCUGACCAUCAGGAGCACGAGGGCCACUGAUCCAAAAGAAGAGGAUAAAACCACUAAAACGUGUCUCCUGUGUGAUAAUUGUCCCGCCGGGCUGGACGGACUGCACGGCCUCAAACACUGCAAGAAAGAAAGUCUCCGACUCAACGGGGAGUCCGCCGUUGCUGCCCUGUUGUCAGAGGGAGGACUUUCCAACCAGCCCAAGAACCUCUUGUCCCUGCUCAAGGCCUACUUUGCCUUAAACGCGGAGCCCACCAAGGAAGAGCUGGCCAAGAUCUCCGACUCGGUCAGCUUACCAAUUCAUGUGGUCAAAAAGUGGUUUGACAAAAUGCAGGAGGGCCAAAUAUCACUCGGUGCGCCGACACCCCCUUCGGAGGAGGAGGAUGCUUGCGAUACCAACAGCGUGGUCUCGCUGAUCCAAGGGAAGGCCUCCAGGAGUCCUUCUGCGACUCAGGACAGUCCAACAGAAGCAACCCCGGCGGAGGUCAACGGCAGCCACAGCUCCCCGGCCUCUCCUCUACCACUCAACCUUCGGGGCGACGGUCUCCUCCAAGACUGGCCCCCUCACAGCACCGACGCACCGCUCGACCUGUCCCUGCCAAAGCCCGACAAAGAGGAAACCGAGGCCGCGGUCGUCAAAGCCCGCAAUCACCCCUCGCCUUCCUCCGUCUGCACCAAUCCGGUUGAACCUUUGAACUUAACUUGCACAAAGAAAGAGGCGUCGCCACUCUCGCGUGUGGGCUCCAGCCCCAUCGCACUGUACGCCAGCCCGCCAAGUGCCAAACCCCUCAAUAUUGUGACCACUCAACUCCCCACGCUGGUGGCCAUCGGCGACCAGAGCCGCAUGCAAUGUCUAAGGGCGCUUACCACCAACAACAAACAGACUAUCCUGAUCCCUCAGCUGGCGUACACCUAUACCACUACGGCUAACAGCCCUGCUGGAACCGAAACGCAGGAAACCAUCCACCUCAACGGGAUUAAGGAAGAGAAGCAGGACACAAGCUCGGAGGGCAUGUCCGCCGUGGAGGAACACAACGACUCUGAUUCGGGCCCCCUCCGGAAGAAGAUGAAGAAGACGGACAGCGGCAUGUACGCCUGCGACCUGUGCGACAAGAUCUUCCAGAAGAGCAGCUCGCUGCUCAGACACAAAUACGAGCACACAGGGAAACGACCACACGAGUGCAGCAUUUGCACCAAGGCGUUCAAACACAAACACCACUUAAUCGAGCACAUGCGCCUCCACUCGGGGGAGAAACCCUACCAGUGCGACAAGUGCGGCAAACGCUUCUCCCACUCGGGCUCGUACUCCCAGCACAUGAACCAUCGCUACUCCUACUGCAAGAAGGAGUCUCAGAGCCAAGGCGGAGGCCGGGACAGCCCGGAGGAGGACGCGCUGAGCCGGGUGCGGGGCUCGCACCUCGCUCCCUUCCAGAUGGACUCGGACGAGCGAGGGAGCAGCACCAGAGAAGACGAGGAAAGCGAAGAGUUUGAGGAGGAGGAGGAGGAAGGCGCGGUGGACAUGGGCGACAUCCAGGUGGUGCAGAUUGGGGACGAAGGAGGGGACGACGGCGACGAGGCGGAGGAGAAGGCGGCCGAGGCGCAGGAGGACGCCGACACGAGACAAGAACGCGCCGCCAAGGGAGACGGGGCGACGGCAGCGCCGCGGGAAGAAGCGCGGGAGGAAGAGGAGGUCACGAGAGAGGGCGGGGGAGACGCGGACGCGGCUUGCGAAGAAGACGAGAGGCGGGAAAAAGGAGACGGCGACUAAAAGACGGGAGGAGCCGUCAAGACUGCCGCUCGCUCGCUUCAGUUCACUACUGUGUCGAAAUCCAGGUGUGCCUGAAAAUUGAAACAGAGGAAAAUACUCGUGACUUUUCCGCAGGAAGAAAAAGAUUUCUCAAGUCCAUUUGUAAAGAGAAAAAAAAAA
This is a messenger RNA of Hippocampus comes (tiger tail seahorse), 3453 nucleotides long. It is a transcript of the gene zeb1b, whose product is annotated as zinc finger E-box binding homeobox 1b. Bases 106 to 3294 code for a protein of 1062 amino acids. Lineage: Eukaryota; Metazoa; Chordata; Actinopteri; Syngnathiformes; Syngnathidae. The record is from RefSeq and is a predicted model, not a curated record. The transcript is spliced from 8 exons. Gene Ontology annotation, biological process: regulation of transcription by RNA polymerase II; anatomical structure development. Gene Ontology annotation, molecular function: RNA polymerase II cis-regulatory region sequence-specific DNA binding; DNA-binding transcription factor activity, RNA polymerase II-specific.